AUGUUGCAGUUUUGGCUUAUGAAACUUUUCUUCUCGUACGUUUCUCUAAGUACAUACCAGAAAAUUAAAGAUCCUAACCUAACGUUCCUUUAAUUCUUCUUUCUUUUUGUGUUGUAUCUUUAUCAUCUACAAAGCCUUCCAGCAAAGCUUGGCCACAGAUUCUUCAAGUUUAUAUUAUUCUCUAUAUAUAUCUCUCUAGUAUUCUCUCAUCUCAUGCAUAUCCCUUCCUUGCAUAGUAAAAUUUAAGUUCUUGAUAGAUUUUGCCUAUACUAUCCUUGCUUCCUUAAAGAAUUUGCUUACCACCCUCAUGAGAAUUCCUUUAAUUUAUAUGGAGAUAUAGAUAUUUGAGUCUUUUCAGAAACACAUAUUGGCAUUUUCCCCCACCAAAAUCGUAUUCUCUUGUCAAUUCCAAGUCUCUCUCUUUCUUUUCCAAUUAACUUUUUGUUUUCUUGGUUUUUUUCUUGGUUUUCUUUUGGGUUUCUGUUUCACUUCCUAAAGGUUUCCAAGAACUACAACUUCCCACGUGCGGUUGUGGAAAUGGCAUGGAUCAUGCUCAUGAUUGACUACUCAAGACUCGUUUGGCUCCUCUUUGGUGUCUUCUUUUAUGAAAAUCAUGAGGGAACGCCUCGGAUUUAGAGCUCUCCGUCUCUUUUUAACUCGUAUAUAUAUCAUAUGCAUAUAAGUACUCUCUCUCUCUCUCUCUCUCUAUAACUUGUACUUAUCUACCAUCACAGAAAGUAGAGUUCAAAAUUUCUCAAGAUUUUUCAAAAUAAAGCUUUUCACGGAAGCUUUCCCAUAUAAAAAACAUGUACAAAAAUCAAGUUGGGUUACAGGAAACAGAUGCCGACCAUGGCUAUGUUGAAACCGAUCCUACGGGCCGGUAUGGUCGGUUUGAACAAAUUCUUGGAAAAGGAGCAAUGAAAACAGUAUACAAGGCAAUUGAUGAAGUCCUAGGAAUGGAGGUGGCAUGGAACCAGGUAAAACUCAAUGAGUUGCUUCGCUCGCCUGAGAACUUGCAGAGGCUAUACUCUGAGGUUCACCUUCUCAGCACCCUCAACCAUGACUCUAUAAUCCAAUUCUACACCUCUUGGAUUGAUGUUCAUCUAAAGACCUUCAACUUCAUCACUGAAAUGUUUACUUCUGGAACUCUAAGAGAAUACCGGAAAAAAUAUAAGCGAGUUGACAUUCGAGCCAUUAAGAACUGGGCUUGUCAAAUCUUACAAGGUCUUGUGUAUCUACAUGGCCAUGAUCCUCCAGUAAUUCAUAGAGACCUGAAAUGUGACAACAUCUUUGUCAAUGGCCAUCUUGGACAGGUCAAGAUUGGUGAUCUAGGCCUUGCAGCAAUCCUCCGGGGUUCUCAAUCAGCACAUAGUGUCAUAGGCACUCCGGAAUUCAUGGCACCAGAAUUAUACGAAGAGAAUUACAAUGAGCUUGUUGAUGUUUACUCAUUUGGCAUGUGUGUUUUAGAGAUGCUUACAUCUGAAUAUCCAUAUAGUGAAUGUGUUAACCCAGCACAAAUUUACAAGAAAGUGACUUCGGGGAAGCUUCCUGCUGCAUUCUAUCGGAUUCAGGACUUGGAAGCACAGCAAUUCAUUGGAAAAUGCUUAGUAACUGCAUCAAAGAGGUUAUCAGCAAAAGAACUACUGCUUGAUCCAUUUCUUGUAUCUGAUGAAGCUGAUCCAUCACCUGUUACGAGGUCUGGAAAUCAGAAGCCAUUUUUGAAUUGUAGGGAAAUGGAGAAGCUACAAUUGAGAGGGGAUCCACCAAGGACAGACAUGACUAUCACGGGGAAGCUCAACCCUGAAGAUGAUACCAUCUUUCUUAAAGUACAAAUUGCUAAUAAAGAUGGUACUCUAAGGAAUAUAUAUUUUCCUUUUGACAUUUUACAUGAUACACCAAUGGAUGUUGCAAUGGAGAUGGUCAAGGAGCUGGACAUAGAUGAUUGGGAGCCUCUUGAAAUUGCUGAAAUGAUUGAUGGGGAGAUUUCAUCUCUAGUGCCAAAUUGGAAGAAAUGGGAUUUGCCUCAAAUUGAAGAGUAUCAUACAUUCAACUACCAAGAAGAUGAUGGGAAUAAUCAUCCUUUCGAUUCUUCCUCCACUUGUUCAUCAUCUCAAGCAUCCAUAUCGAGAUUAAUGACACAUUCUCUCCAAGAUGAUUUGCUAGAUGAUGCCAGUUCUCAGAGCUCUUCACACUCAGGAUCAUACUCCAUCAUGAAUUACAUUUCUGGUGAUGAUCACAAAUUUGAUAUGAGCACAGCCAGAAGAGAUAAUAAACAUCCCAUAAGGACUCAGAAUGCGACAAGAUUUUGUCCUCAAGACAAUUCAAGCUCUGACAUUGGGCAAACAAUUGCUAAAGAUGCCUACAAACACUGCAAGCUUUUGCUGGAGUCACAGUAUGGAGCUUCUAGCUCUAAACACAAAAGGUUGAUGGACAACCGUAGAUUGACGAGGAACCAUUCACUCGUAGAUAUUCGUAGCCAGUUACUUCACCGGUCAUUGGUGGAAGAAGUGAACAAGAGACGGUUGUUCAAGACUGUAGGAUCCGUCGAAAAUGUUGGUUUCCAGGCACCUCCUGAGGAUUCUAAAAAAGUGGCAAAGUGGCACAGCAGAAUUCACGCAGAAGAAAAAUGAGAAUGAGCUCUUGUGGAUAACAGAAGUGAAUAGAAAAAGUAAAUGAUGACUUGGCCUCGAAACAGACAUAAAAGGAAAAUGCUUGAACUACAAGCUGUGGAUACUUCUGAAAAUGAGGAGGGAUAUAAGGUCAUCCAUAUCAUAUAAUAUCAAGAAUACAAUUAGGAGACAGGUAGAGUUUCAUGCUGUCCAGUGUAAAUAUUCAUUUCUUAUGUGAAGUGUGCUGUGUAUGACUAGCCUCUUUAGAAUAAUAAUGUUUAUGUUAGUAAUAAAAAAAAUAAAUAAAGGAAUGAACUUUAAAUCUUGUCACCAGUUUGGGUGUGAAAUUGUAUGAAUCAGUUGACAAGCAUAUUCAUCUGCAUAAUAUAUCUGGGUUUAAGGUGUAACAUUGAAAGUGCAAAUGAAUUAUAAUUGUAUUUUCCUAUAA
Hevea brasiliensis (rubber tree) is the source of this 3057-nucleotide messenger RNA. RefSeq names its product probable serine/threonine-protein kinase WNK4. The coding region runs from base 807 to 2630 and encodes 607 amino acids. The transcript has 7 exons. The record is from RefSeq and is a predicted model, not a curated record. Gene Ontology annotation, biological process: intracellular signal transduction; protein phosphorylation. Gene Ontology annotation, molecular function: protein serine/threonine kinase activity; ATP binding. NCBI's taxonomy places the organism in Eukaryota, Viridiplantae, Streptophyta, Magnoliopsida, Malpighiales, Euphorbiaceae. Gene Ontology annotation, cellular component: cytoplasm.